AUGGCUCUACCACGUAUAAAAGUCUUCGCCAUUCCAAAUCAAGAAGCUUCAACAGUUGCAGAUAAACUAGUUCAUGAAGUCUUCUGUCGUUUUGGAGUACCUUUAGAGAUUCACAGCGAUCAAGGAAGGAAUUUUGAGUCUCAAAUAUUCCAGGAAACUUGCCGAGUCAUGGGUACUCAGAAAACACGAACAACUUCUUACCACCCACAAUCUGAUGGAAUGGUAGAAAGAUUUAAUCAGACAUUGGAGAGGUACCUAGCAAAAGUUGUGGAAAAUCGGCAACGAGGCUGGGACAGGCACAUACAACCGUUUUUGUUGUCAUAUCGAAGCGCUGUUCACGAAAGUACAUCAGUGACACCAGCUUUCGCAAACUUUGGGAGAGAAUUGCGGCUUCCUGCAGACCUGAUCACCGGAAUACCACCUGAUGCCCCACGCAGUAUAACCGAUUAUGCAAAUGACUUGCGGAACAAAAUGAAUGACAUUUAUGAGCACGUCAGACAGACGGGCCAGCAAACGUCUGAGAAGAUGAAAACACGGUAUGACCGCAAAAUGAACAACAAGGGGUUUGAUGAAGGUUCACUAGUGUGGUUACACAAUCCAGUUCGCAGCAAAGGGAAAUCUCCUAAGUUUCAAGCUAAAUGGGACGGACCGUACCGGAUUGUGACAAGGAUCAAUGAUGUAACCUACCGGAUACUGAAAGGUGCCAGAGGUACUCCUAAGAUUGUCCAUGUGGAUCGACUGGCGCGUUAUUAUGGGGCCAAUAAUGCUCGGGACGAGCAUGUCUUAGGAGGGAGCAGUGUUGCGCGCCACUAUUAA
Messenger RNA from Parnassius mnemosyne (clouded apollo), 816 nucleotides. The record is from the annotation of a GenBank genome assembly. Lineage: Eukaryota; Metazoa; Arthropoda; Insecta; Lepidoptera; Papilionidae.